UGAGAUGAGAUUUGGAAACCCGUCGGCACAACACAGUACAUGCAGCAUUCCCCCAUGAAACGUGGCGUCACAAAUGCUUACGUGUUUCUUCUCUUCCUAGGCUAGUCCAGUCCAGUGAUCCCCCACUUCCCCAAUCCCCCACACUUUUUGUUUUCUGCUCCUGCCUCUCUCCUUCUCUGCUAGAUUCUUUGGAUCUAUCGAUCCAAUUUUACUAAGUAGAAAACUAUUCAGAAACUUUCCCACUUAAGAAUUAAGAGGUACUUUACACUAGUACUCUGUAAUUGCAGGUUUUAAUGGCUCUUAAAUUCACUUACUGUUAAAAGAUAGCCUUUAAUUCAAUCUCUUUUCUUCUUUCCUUCUAUUUUAAUCAUAAAAUCUCACAACUCCACCCACUGUUAUUCGACUUCUUGGAACUAUUAGCCAUAUUUCUCCAAGUACUUGGUCUAUUUGAAGUUCCACAUUGUGAAUUCUAGGUUUAAAAAAAGCAAUAGAAGUACGUGCGUUGGAUAAGGAAAACAGAGAGAGUUGCUGAAUAUUGCGUGUUGAUUUCAGUAUGUAUGCUAUGAGAUAAAUAGACACAUUUGUUGUCUAUGACGGCGUUAAAGUCUUGGAGAUGGUUAUCAAAAAGCAGGAAUCUCAUUACAGAUAAGGGUUCAAAUGGACUAAAGAUGAAACAGUUACCGUUUAUGGGAAUUUUGUGUACAUUUAUGUUGUUUAUUGUGUACAGAACAACAAAUUAUCAGCAUCAUCAUACAAAGAUGGAGACUAGGUUGAAUCCCUUCAACGCAGAGAAGGGUUCAACCGAUGCUUUCAGUAGGGUGAAUUAUCUACCUCAUGGUAUAGUUCAAGCUAGGUCAGACUUGGAGCUAAGGCCCUUAUGGUUUACAAGUAGCGCGAGUAAGAUUAAGGUGUCUAGCCAUCAGAACCUUCUGGCAAUACCUGUUGGUAUUAAGCAAAAGGAAAAUGUAAAUGCUAUUAUGCAGAAGUUUCUUUCAGGAAAUUUUACAAUUAUGCUAUUCCACUACGACUCCAAUGUCGAUGGAUGGCAGGAUCUUGAGUGGGGUAACAAGGCAAUUCAUAUUAUUGCCGAGAAUCAAACAAAAUGGUGGUUUGCAAAACGUUUUCUACAUCCAGAUGUUGUUUCUACUUAUGAUUAUAUUUUCAUUUGGGAUGAAGAUUUGGGUGUUGCUAAUUUCCACCCAGGGAGAUACCUGAAAAUUAUGAAAGCAGAGGGACUGGAGAUAUCACAACCAGCUUUAGACCCAGAUUCGUUGGAAAUACAUCAUAAAAUAACCAUUCGCAAAAGAUCCAAGAAAUUCCACAGGAGAAUCUAUGAUAAUCGAGGAAGUGUCAGAUGUUCGGAUGCUAGCCAAGGACCACCCUGCACCGGAUGGGUGGAGGGGAUGGCACCAGUAUUUUCCAGAUCUGCUUGCCAUUGUGCUUGGCAUCUCAUCCAGAAUGAUCUUGUUCAUGGAUGGGGAAUGGAUAUGAAACUUGGGUAUUGUGCUCAGGGUGACCGAACGAAGAAGGUAGGAGUCAUUGAUAGUGAAUAUAUUGUACAUCAAGGUGUACAAACUCUAGGAGGAGCAUCCUCUAGAAAGGUUAAAAAUAACGUUCUUGAAGAACCUGUACAGAAACGAAGAUCUCCAGCAGUUGAUGUUCGGUCUGAGAUAAGGAGACAAUCAAUCUUGGAGCUUCAAGUAUUUAAACAGAGGUGGGAGAAGGCUGCUAGGGAAGAUAAAGAGUGGGUUGAUCCGUACAUGCGAAACCGAAAGCUCAUCCCACUUGGAAGAUAAUAAAGAAGUCUGAUUGUGUCAUAUAUAUAUACACGUAAUAUCACAUAUCUAGUUAUCAUUCUACUUGCUUCUUUCCACGGGUUCUUCUCCCUUUUGUAGUUUAUCCUAACCCAUAAUCUAAUUUAUUGAUGAAGUAGUGUUUUCAUCUGCUCCUUUUUCUUUCCGUUGUUAUUGUCAAGUAGCGUCUUAUUGAUUAACUUUUUUUUCUCUCU
Molecule: messenger RNA, 2008 nt
Organism: Papaver somniferum (opium poppy)
Lineage: Eukaryota; Viridiplantae; Streptophyta; Magnoliopsida; Ranunculales; Papaveraceae
Exons: 16
Coding region: 591-1796 (401 amino acids)
Source: RefSeq, a predicted model, not a curated record